ACACCCGAUUGGUCGGUCGAUCUUUCAUUGUGAAAUGUUAGAUGAACGAGAAGUGAGACUGUGUUGAGGUGUCGGACGGUCGUGUUCUUUGUGGUCUGUGUUGCGCGUCUUUUUUUCUCUUCCCUUCCUUUCUUCUCUUCCCGAUUAAUUCGUCGUCAGGGCGCAAUACGCAGGACUGUUGCUUUCUGCGCCAAGGACUAGGCAUUUUGCAAACAACACAAAGCAUGGCAAGCAAUACUUCGACUACAACAAUAGACAAUAAAAGUCCUGUGUUAGAAUGUACUGUUCAGACGAGUUGCAAACAGAUUGUGGUGUAUGUUCUACCCACUACAGGAGGACAAAUCGAUUUGCAUGUGAGCCAGGACAUAAGUGUCGAGAACCUCAAGAAGUUAAUCGCCGGAAGGUUAAAAGUACCAAAGGACAAGAUAGUUCUGUUGUUGAAAAAUAGACAACUGACUGAAGGCACACUACUGGAAAAUCACGUUACCGACGGUGCUAAAAUCACAUUAUUACCCAGCGUGGAGACUGGAUUGCUGGCUCAAAGACCCGAACACUCAGUCAGACAGGCUCUAGAAGGCUUGACAGACGUACAGGUGGAUAAUUUUCUUGCCGGGCGAGCCCCGCUCAACCUGACGAUGAGGCUAGGCGAUCACAUGAUGUUCAUCCAGCUACAAUUGUCCACGGCUGCCAGUGCGGGCAACAGACCUUCCCAAAAUUCGAACGUCCAGGCACGUUCCACGUGCCUGCCCACUCCGCCCCUCACUCCGACGUCGCCGGGCUCUUCGGCAUCUCCACUCUCGUUUCCUCUGCCCCAAUAUUCGACCUCUUCCAUAAGCCACAACUCCGUGCCUCUCUCCCCUCCUCCGUCGCCGGGAUCGGACGACAAAAAUGAAGCCCGCCUCGACUCGCUGUCUGAAAUUGCCCGCUCUCAAAACUACAAACCCGCCCUGGACACUAAGGCUCUUGUCGAAGCUAGUCGGAAUUUGACUCAAACAUUGCGUCAGUUAUCCACGGCAGCAUUGGGAAAGAGAAAAGAGGAAAAGUGCGAGGGUCAUUGCUGCAAAACUCGUCAGAGUGGUGCCGUUAUUGAAAGCAUGUAUCAUCAUGGGAGAGGAGUGUACUCUGGAACAUUUUCUGGAACUCUCAGUCCCGCACUCCAAGAUAGCAAUGGACGCCCAAGAAGAGAUAUUGGGACCAUAAUUCACAUCCUUAACGACCUAUUGGGAGCAUCUUCCGGAUGCUGUCAGUGUAUGAACGGACACAGUCAGUCCACACACAACUGGUCAAUGUCGUGUGCCAAAUCGUCGUCUGUUAAUAAUAUGGAAGUAGACUGUCAGAGAGAGGACGAAAACAAGGUGACGAGAGGUAAAGUGGAGCAAUUGCAACUGAUGCUGGAGGAACGUCGCCAGCGACGAAAGGCCAGAAGGGAAGUAAAAUGUAGUCCCUAUUAUUCCAAUCGGGUCGGUGGACAUUCCGAACACUACAGUUUGCACCCGAAACAGACCGAAUAUGAAAAUUCCAGGAAGAGCAUCGCCAGCACGAGGAUACAGUCCACAGAGGUCAGCGGAACCGUAGAGAGCAGCAGCGAACUAGCCAAACUGAGUUCGGAAGCGGCGGUAGCCUGAUAUGGCGGGAAAUAAUUGUAAAAGCAGUAUUCCAAUUUGCAGUGUCACGUGCAAAGCUCUAAAACACCCAGUAUGAGUGUGUGUCAUUGCCCAGUUUUAUCUGUAAUGGAUAAGAGGCAAUUUGCUCUACCCACUUGGACAUGGAUUUAACAAAGAUGUUGUCCUAACAAAAAUUUAGAAAAUUUUUUUUUGUUCUUUGGUUAUCGGUAGUUGGAUUGUUAAAGAAGUGUAUUCUCGUACCUUGCUGCAUUGGGAAAGCAGCAAAACGGUUUGUUUGCGAUAGAAAAAUUCAUAUAUUUAUAUAUCGGUUACUCAACGGGUGACAAAGGAGACCGGUACCAAAGUUAAACACUAGAUUCGCUACCUAACAACAAUCAUCGGACGUUACGUGCAGACUGUUAGUUACGUUGUCACAACUUAUGGGUAGGGAAUACAGUCUGGCACACGGACGGACGUGAGUCUCAGGUUAUUUAAAUUCUCCAUAGAGGCAAGUCGCGUCAGUUAUUUCGGAAAGACGCAGGGAAACUUUCUUUUUUGCUACACCGACGGCGUGUAGUCCACUUCACUUUUUUCAGUAUAUUGCCACAUAGGUAUUAUUAUAAUCUACAGUAUCUCGGUACUGUUAAUCCAUUGUGUGUACGUGUGCGUGUUUAAGUGUAAGUAUGCACUUUACGAAUUACAGAACAAUUCAAAGUUUCUCGAUCCAUCUUCUAUAUCAUAUCAAGACACCAAUCAGAAUUAUUUGAUACAGGAUUUACUAGUUUUAAAAGCAGACCAGAUCAGUAUGCUCGCUCGUAUUAUUAAUCGUACCAAAGACCCGAUAGGUAUGCUCGCUCGUGUUAAUUGCCCGGCAUUUCCUUUCUUUUGUAUAAUCGUGACGUAGAACAAUACAGUAAAACCACGACAGUAUAUAGCAGUUAGCAUCUAAGUCCUUUGAGUCACUACGCGAAAAUCCUUCGUUUUCAGAAUCCUACUGGAAAAAGUAUGUACGUGACCCUAUAGUUUACUAGAUUGUUCAUCUAUAUAUACAUAUUAUAUAUAUAUAUUAUUGUUUGUUUUUUUAAAAUCAUUGUCGUAUUUUCGAUUUCCCAGUGAAAACGUAUAGAUUUAUUGUCUCCCCUUGAAAAAAAACAUAAUAAUUGAAAUUGUUGUGAAAGUGUAACGAGUGAUUAAAAUAUAAACGUGCAAAUGGGAUGCUAUGCAAUGUUUAUGAUGUGAAAAAAAAAUUUUUUGAGUGGAUUAAAUUCAUAUUUUGCUGGUGAUCAUGUGUUCCGUUCUUUUGUAUAUUUCAAUUGUUAAAUAACGGGAAGGGAUUUUUACGUG
Molecule: messenger RNA, 2948 nt
Organism: Centruroides sculpturatus (bark scorpion)
Lineage: Eukaryota; Metazoa; Arthropoda; Arachnida; Scorpiones; Buthidae
Product: midnolin-B-like
Exons: 7
Coding region: 225-1625 (466 amino acids)
Cellular component (GO): nucleus
Molecular function (GO): protein binding
Source: RefSeq, a predicted model, not a curated record